AUGGUCGCCAUAUUUCUAGUGAUCCCCGAGAAGCUCCAGCAUAUUUCACAAGAACUCAACACCAACAUCGAAGGGCAGUGGAAAAUAGCCUUUGUCAUCACUGCUAUUAAGGGUGUGGACCAAAGAUAUGUUCAUGUGGUGUUAAGGAAAGCAGACAUUGACCUCAUGAAGCAGGCAGGAGAGCUCACUGAAGAUGAGGUAGAGUGCAUGAUCACUAUUAUGCAGAAUCCUCGCCAAUACAAGAUUCCUGAUUGGUUCUUGAAUAGACAGAAGGAUGGGAAAUACAGUCAGGUUCUGGCCAAUGGCCUGGACAACAAUCUCCGUGAAGACUUAGAGCGACUGAAGAAAAUACAGGCCCACUGGGGUCUGCACCACUUUUGGGGACUUCACGUCAGAGGCCAGCACACUAAGACCACAGAACUCUGUGGCCACACUGUGGGUGUAUCCAAGAAGAAAGUCUCUCUGGUGAAUCUAGCCUACUGGGUUGACAGCAGCACAGGACACUGGUCUGCCCUGAGACUCCAGCUCUGUGGGUCUGACUCCCAAACACAUGUCUGA
Molecule: messenger RNA, 558 nt
Organism: Suncus etruscus (white-toothed pygmy shrew)
Lineage: Eukaryota; Metazoa; Chordata; Mammalia; Eulipotyphla; Soricidae
Product: 40S ribosomal protein S18-like
Exons: 3
Coding region: 1-558 (185 amino acids)
Biological process (GO): translation
Cellular component (GO): small ribosomal subunit; cytosol; ribosome
Molecular function (GO): RNA binding; structural constituent of ribosome
Source: RefSeq, a predicted model, not a curated record